AUGGCAGAUCACAAUGUAAGCAAGCUGGGCAUCGCUUCGGCGACUCUCAAAACCAUGGGCUCUGCCCUCCAACGCUCCAUCACAUCACCCUUCAAAGGCGAAAAUGGCUCCAACACGUACUUUAAAGAUGUCAUGUUUGCCGCGUUCCGCACGAACCUGGGAAACCUCGACCUUGCACAAGACAGGUACAUGAAUGGCGGCUCAUCGACGCCUACCUACAUUCAGCAUGCGAAGAAAUACAAGUUCGUACCUGAUAGCAUCGAGCUACCUAGCGGAACACAGGCGCAUUGGCUCGGUAGUAGGAGUGCGAAGAAGGUCUUCGUAUACUUCAAUGGUGGUGGCUAUGUGAUGCCUUGCACGGCCGGCCAUAUGCUAUGGCUUGAUGACUUCCAGGAGUCUCUCGGUCCCGACGUAUCCGCACUCCUCCUCGCAUACGACCUCGCACCCGAAGCCAGGUAUCCCAGCCAGCUGAAGCAAGCAGUCGAGCUACUCAAUCACCUCGUACACGUACAAGGUCGCAAUCCCUCAGACCUCAUCUUGGGCGGCGAUUCGGCUGGCGGCAAUCUCCUACUCGGUCUGCUCUCGCACCUCGCACACCCGCAUCCCGAGAUCGCGCCAUUGUCCCUUCCAUCCAAGAUCCACGCAGUGCUGCUCAUCUCACCGUGGUGCUCUUUGACACAGACCAAUACGCCAGCCUUCGUCACAAACGCGCAACGCGACAUGUUUGACGCGCGGGCGCUAUCCCGCUGGGCGACAGCCUUCCUCGGCUCCGACUCUCCCUUCGCUGGUGAUUUUUACAAUGAACCUGUCCUCGCCGCUCCAGAGUGGUGGGAGCCUGUUGCUGAUGUUGUGGAAGAAGUCCUGAUAUGGGCGGGCGAUAAUGAGGUGCUAAAGGAUGGCAUCACGGCCUUCGCGAAGAAGUUCACACAAGGUUUUGGAAGUAAAGGUGGACUGGUUACCACUGUUGUUACACCAAAAGCGUGUCACGAAGAGAUGGUUGUGGAACGAAUACUGGGAUACAAGGGUGACUCGGGCACGGGAAGUCAAGAAGUAGUCGAAAGUUGGGUUAGGGCAAAGCUGUAA
This is a messenger RNA of Alternaria atra, 1083 nucleotides long. RefSeq lists its product as uncharacterized. The record is from RefSeq and is a predicted model, not a curated record. Bases 1 to 1083 code for a protein of 360 amino acids. Gene Ontology annotation, molecular function: hydrolase activity. NCBI's taxonomy places the organism in Eukaryota, Fungi, Ascomycota, Dothideomycetes, Pleosporales, Pleosporaceae. The transcript has 3 exons.